Messenger RNA from Aegilops tauschii subsp. strangulata, 891 nucleotides. The record is from RefSeq and is a predicted model, not a curated record. NCBI's taxonomy places the organism in Eukaryota, Viridiplantae, Streptophyta, Magnoliopsida, Poales, Poaceae.
AUGGCCGUCUUCAAACUCUCGGCCUGGACCACUAACCCGGGCGCGAUCCCGCGCACCGCCGAGCUGCUGCUCCCUGCCGAUGACGCGGUGGAGUUCGACGCUGAUCCGGAUCGAGCGGAGCGGCUGGCGCUCCGCCUGGCGCGCUUCCCAGUCCGCAUCCACCUGGCCGAGUGCGUUGACCACCGCCGGCCAGUGCCACAACCGCCCCCUCCGGCGGCGGACGACUCCGGUGAAUCCAACCAUAACUCCCCGCCCGUCCCUCCUCGCUGGCCGCAGCACCACCAGUUCCCGCCCGCCAACCCCGCACCCCAACCACCUAAGGCCAAUGGCGGUCGCCGGCGUCACCGCCGCCGUGCGUUUGCGCCGCCCACAUGCCGUAGCUGGGAAGGUGUCCUCGGGGCCCACCCUAGUGCUGUCGCUGAGGCCAACCGGGUCUCCGCCCUGUUACGUGUGGGCUCCAAUGCUCUGGGUAAAGCAGGACCCCACCCUGUCCCCGCCCCAGCGCGUGAUCCCAUGACAUUUCAAAAUGCUUUGGCGCCGUGCGAUUCAAACAGACUGACCACUCUCGUCGCUCGCCCAAUCGCCGCACCUGCCGCGCAUGGGCCCUCGGCCCCGCUUGCCUCGGAUCCGACGAUUUCGGAGUCUUCCAUCCUGCUCGAGCCGCGCCAGGUGGCCGUUGUGGAGGCGGGCUGCCCAAUCGUGCCUCCCUGCGUCGCCCGUGCGGAGCCCACCUUGACCGCCGCCGCCCAAUGCGAGACCUCGGAUGAGGGCCCCCCGACAGCUGUGGAUCGCGCGCCCGACAACCCGCCCAUCGCCGACCCUGCCCCGAAUCUUCCUCGGGCGCUGCGACACGUGAUCCCCCGCCUGCGCAUGCACUGGUGGGCCUGCUAA